This is a messenger RNA of Rhipicephalus sanguineus (brown dog tick), 2960 nucleotides long. Its product is annotated as cytochrome P450 4V2. The record is from RefSeq and is a predicted model, not a curated record. Gene Ontology annotation, molecular function: iron ion binding; oxidoreductase activity, acting on paired donors, with incorporation or reduction of molecular oxygen; monooxygenase activity. Bases 175 to 1770 code for a protein of 531 amino acids. The transcript is spliced from 12 exons. Lineage: Eukaryota; Metazoa; Arthropoda; Arachnida; Ixodida; Ixodidae.
GUUUCCCCAGGAAGUGGUGUCACCCUGCGGGGACACAAGGAAGCUUUUCGUUGCGCCGUUGACCUUCGGUUUUCAUGCCAAGGUUCCUCUAGGCCGGCGCGUGAGCUCUCACUCAGACAUCCGCGCUGGUGCCCGGCGAAUUUGUGAAGUGGCGGCCAGUGCCUCGGUCUUGCGAUGCUAUUCAUUGUCUACGCGAUCGUCGGAGCUUUGUUGCUCGUGGUGGCUGCGCUUUUGGCAACACACGCUGCUUGCUAUAAGACGUGGAGACAUGUCAAGCGCAUGCCGGGACCGGACGCAUGCGGGAUCCCGAUGCGCACGAUUCUCCAGCUGCAGAUGAAGGUGUGGGCGAUGAGGAACGUGCUUCCUCCAACUGUCGUGUACAUGCAGUCACGUUUUGCAUUAACUCUGCGCUAUCAAAAUGAAGGAUUUUUCGCCUUCUACCUGGGUACAAGACCAUGUAUCACGCUAUACAAGGCAGAGCACGUCGAGACGUUCUUAACUAACCGCAACACACAGUCGAAGUCUUUUCAUUACGAGCUCCUUCAUUCGUGGCUGGGAACUGGACUCUUGACAAGCGCGGGACCGAAAUGGAAGAGCCGCAGGCGGAUGUUGACACCAGCUUUCCAUUUCAAAAUCCUCGAGGACUUUGUAGCUCCAAUGAACAAGAUGGCCAGGAAAACAGCUGCCCGAAUCGCUGACCGAGUAAACGAGCCCUGGAUUGAUGUGGUGCCCAUGGCAGCUGCAUGCGCACUGGAUGUCUUGCUUGAAACCAUAAUGGGUGUCUCGAACUCGAAGGAUGGCAGCGAAUCUCAGCGCUACGUGAAAAACGUCAACUCUGUGGCUGAGCGAGUAGUAAAAAGGUCACAGACUCCGUGGCUUAUGCUUGAUUGCCUGUACUACAGAACGCCAGACGGAAGACAGUACCAAAAGAACGUGUCUGAGAUUCACGCCUUCACCAGAAAGGUGAUCUCCAAAAGACGAGAAGAGAUAAUAAAUGAAAUACAUGCGGAAAACAGCGAAAAAGAAGCGAGUCCUAAAGUGGAGGACGACCUUCACCUUACGACGAGGACGUCAAAUAGGUUGACCUUUAUAGACAUCCUGCUACGUUACAGCAUAGAGGUCGACUCUACCCUGACAACUGACGAUAUACGAGAAGAAGUGGAUACCUUCAUGUUCGAGGGACACGACACAACUGCCAUGGGCAUCGCCUGGGCUAUCUAUAUGAUUGCAUUGCACCCCGACGUUCAAGCGAAAAUUCACGAAGAAUUGGAUUGCGUCCUACAAGGUGACCUAGAUGCUGAUAUAACCUUGGAAGAAUUGAAGGAACUCAAAUACUUUGACCGCGUGCUCAAGGAAUGCCAACGCCUAUUUCCAUCAGUGCCAGUCAUUGGCAGAACAGCAGCGCAAGAUAUUAACAUAGGCAAACACGUUGUUCCAGCGGAUAGUGACGUUGAAAUCUUCAUAUACGCUCUGCAUAGAGACCCAAGCGUGUUUCCAGACCCCGAAGUGUUCGACCCCGACAGGUUUCUACCAGAGAAUGUGGUACACCGACACCCGUACGCGUAUGUGCCCUUCUCCGCUGGUCCCAGGAACUGCAUAGGUCAGAGGUACGCAUCGAUGGAAGUUAGAAUCAUCGUCGCCACCCUUCUACGACGCUUCUUCCUGCAGGCGGUUGAGCAGCGAGACCAGCUGAAGCUGGCAUGCGAACUUGUGUUGAGGCCUUUGAAUGGACUUAAAGUGGUGUUCACACCACGCUCGGAGAGCAUCUGAACGCAUGUUUCUUACUUCAUUACUGUGUACCUUGAGCUGCAGCAGUGAUCUCUGUCUGGCUGCUUUUUCGGCUGAGAACCGCCACCAACUAGAGAACGACACGAGGCAAUAGCGGCCCCAGUGCUCUUACGACCGUACGAAUGAAGAUGAUUUCACUUUUUUCAGCAUUACCUCAGCCGUGGCGCCGUCAUAUUGAGACCGUAGAUUGACUAUACACCUAUCGCACUCAAUAGUUGGCAAAUAAUGCCGUAUAAUCUCUUUACAUGGAUGGAUAUUCUAAGCGCAUAACGAAGUAACAUUCCUACAAAGGCUGUGUGGCAAUCCAGGACUCUGUGAAUUGCAUUCCUCUAACGGGUGCCUGUUAGCGGAACAUAAUUUAGCAAGCCGUACUGUUUAGUAGCCGCCGGAGGGCAGAUACAUCUAGCAAUGCUGCGAUUGUGUACUACUUGAUGGGAAAUUUGUAGCUGCAUGUGAAACUUAUAACAGAAUGCAGGUGAACUUUGUCCCGAGUUUGGUGUCAUAGCAGAGUGGUUCAAAGUAUCACGCAAUAUUAACCAGACCGCUUUUGAAUUACCCUGCCGCCGUAAAAUGAUCGGUGUAUCUGAAAGUGAUGUAGAAGAUGUGGUCAUUCUGUCAUGCUGUUAGAAAACCAUGCAGGCCGAAACGUCAAUGUUGAAAGGGAAAAAAAAUUUCACCUUGGUCGGCGUCUCUUCCUGUUUUCACCAAUGAUUCUUCCCGACCAGACGAUAUUUCUUCAGACGCGCAACUUCAAUAGGAAAUCUUUAUCUCCACUACGCCUCCUGCUUCGUGUGCAGAGUAUCGCCUUUUAAACGUAUAAAAAGCACCCAUAUGUUGUACUGUCUGGAAGCACCAUAUAAUGCACUGAGAAAAAGCAUUCGUAACCAAGUGAAAACGGCCGGAAACUAAACAUAAAGAUAAUCUGUUACUACGUUUGAUACAGUUUACUUCGUAGGACGAUGCUAUGUGCCAUUAUACGCUGGAGUGAUUCAGGAGUGGAAGUACCUUAAGGAAAUCAAGAAAAUACACCAAGAAAUCGUAGUGUCUUCUUUCUGUGUUUCUUUCUCCUAACAUUCAAGGAACCCGACUUAUUCUACCAUUUCUUCAUUAGUGCCUUUGUCUUGUGUAUGUGUGUUUCAUAUCUAAUAACACUAGAAAAUAAAAUAAUCAUA